AUGGACAUUGAGCUUCUGGGGCGGGUAGAUUCCACCAAAUAUCUUAGUCAGAAGAUCUCGAUCCAGGACCCCCAGAAAGUGGAGCUGGACAACAGAAUCAAGAGCAUCUGGAGGAAGUUUAUGGCGCUGAAUGGCGAGUUGACGACCACCAAGUAUCCAAUCAGGACCAGGAUUCGCCGAUUCGAAUCCGCGAUUACACCGUGCGAAUUGUAUGGCUCGUCAUGGUGGACGCUUACAGCAGACCUGGAGCAGGACAGCACCGAGACGGCGGUGGUGGAGGAGUACCUCAGGGCUCGCUGGCACACGGCACUUCCGGACGAGGCGGCGCCCUCCGGGCCCGACGCCGUCGCGCUGAUGCGGCUGGCCACGAUGUCCGGCACCUGCGGGCAGACAGCCGUGCGCGCGUUCCGCUCCCUCGACGCCGAGACCAUGCACAACUUGUCCAG
Molecule: messenger RNA, 446 nt
Organism: Prorocentrum cordatum
Lineage: Eukaryota; Dinophyceae; Prorocentrales; Prorocentraceae
Source: the annotation of a GenBank genome assembly